Molecule: messenger RNA, 1440 nt
Organism: Cynara cardunculus var. scolymus (artichoke)
Lineage: Eukaryota; Viridiplantae; Streptophyta; Magnoliopsida; Asterales; Asteraceae
Product: BTB/POZ domain-containing protein At3g22104-like
Exons: 3
Coding region: 1-1440 (479 amino acids)
Molecular function (GO): protein binding
Source: RefSeq, a predicted model, not a curated record
AUGUGUUGUGAUCUUGAAAUAGAUGUCAAUGGUGAACACAUUUUCUUUCUUGAUAAGGAAAUUCUUGCAUCUUAUUCGAAUCGAGUAAGCAAUUUACUCGCAAAUUUCACUGGGAAAACCCGGAACCUGAAACUCAUAUUCAACGAUUUCCCAGGUGGUGCAGAGAGUUUCGAGCUCAUUACAAGCUUUUGCCAUAACAAUGGCACCAUUGACAUAACUCCAUCCAACAUAUUUUUGCUGCAUUGUGGUAGUACUUUCAUGGAAAUCCCUAGCUUGAUCAUGCAAACCAAGUUGUACCUUGAAGGCAACCAUUUCUGGAACUGGUCUGAAUUCAUCAAUGGUUUAAAACAAUUCCAGAUUUUAUUCCCUUCCGUAAACACUUCAAGUUUUCAAGAUCUCUUGAAUACCCUUUUAGGAAAUCUAAACCUUCCUAGCUAUCUCACUGGUUCCUGUCCUUCAUCAUCAAACAGCUCUAGUUUUCGGUUUUCUUCAAGCGAUAUAAGUCCUAGAAGUUCAAGAUGCAAUACCCAUCAAGAUUCUUGGCAGUUUGAUGAUCUUUCUUUUUUAAACAUCGAUUUAUUCGAAAAACUAAUAAAGUCAAUGAUUUUCCUACAUUUUGACCACCCGAGAAUAUGUUCGUUCAUCUUCCAUUACCAAAGAUCGAAGUUUUUCUUGUGUUCUUCUCGAGAUCAGAAGCGCAAACUCUCGGAAACUAAUAUGAAUCUAUUGAGUUUGAUCAGUGGGAGUGCGUAUUCGUGUAGAGCAUUACUUGAUGCCUUCGGAAUGAGCUUGAGUUUGAAUCUUAGAACGGUUGAAAGGUCAAAGUUAGAGAAUUUGCUUGGAUCGCGACUAGAUGAGUUUAGGAUCAAUGAUUUACUAAUCCCUGGCCAGAAAAAAAUGGCAUUUGAUGUGGACUUGAUUCUGAGGUUAAUCAAAGUUUUUCUACACGAAAGAAGGAUCAACGGGUUCUUCGUGCAUCGAGCCAAAAAAGUAGGGUUCUUGAUGGAUUUGUUCAUGUUAGAAGUGGCUCCCGAUCCUUUCCUUAAACCUUCCAAGUUUCUGGCAUUAGCCAUGGCUUUGCCAGAUAUUUCUAGAGAAUCCCAUGACAGAAUCUACCAAGCAAUCAACUUGUACCUUGAGAUGCAUCACGGUUUAAGCGAAGUACAAAACAAGAAGAUAUGGAGCGUUCUUGACGUCAACAAGCUUUCCGUUGUCAGAACAAAACUAAAGAAGAACUUACCCUUUUCCAAGCAAACUCGAUUCAAGAUCUUUCUUAACGACGAAUUCGUGGUUCAGAAGUUUUCUCGUCACGUGAAAAGGAGAACAGAAAAUGAAAAGCGAGGUGCCAAAGUCGCACAAAAUACACCGAAGUUUAUGCCAGGGAAACCAAGAACCUUCGAUCCAUUCAAUGUUAAAUCCUUGCCUCGACUAUGUCACUAG